CAUUUCCUCCUCCUCCCUUCUCCUCUCCUCUCCUCUUCUCUUCUCUUCUUUUUCCCCCACUCCACGUAUAUAUUAAUGUUGUCCUCCGCCUAAACUGCUCCUCCUCCUUCUCUCUCUCUCUCUCUCUCUCACCGUUGUCUAAUCUAAUCUAAUCUAAUCUAUCCUGUUCCUCCCUGAAGGGCCGGCGCCUGUUUGCCCAGGUUUCUGAUUGCGAACGCUCUUUUCUUCAGUCUCCCACUCCAUCCAUACCGGCAGUUUUGCUUAUGAUAUCCGAGAAUUCUUGGUGAGCGGGUCUCUCUGUACGUAUGGCAUUUAUGGCGGCCAAGGUUCCUAGCAGUCCGAUAGCAACUCACAGGGCAGUGAUGAGUAGUCCAUCACACAAAACAGCAGAUUCCGCUGCCAAAUCACCCUUGUCCAACCACUGUUCGCGCUUGAGCAGUAGCAGAGGUCUCUUGCUGAGGAAAUUCGACUCUUUAAAUGAGCGCCUUUCUUGUCUGUUUGCAAGAACCUGGAGGCCGAGUGGUCAUCGGCAGUCUCCGGCUGUGCACUGGUCCACCAGACCUCAGGAUACGGAGACUAAAGAAUGGCCCACACCUUAUGCUGAUUGCUCAGAUGUUCCUCGGCAGGAAAAUUUGAGGGGAGAUGCCAGAAAUGAGCAGCUGAGGAUGCAUGAGAGCGAUGCCAAGUCAAGUCAGGGUCUAGCUGAAGCUUGCAGGUUCAUUCAUAAUGAUGCUAAGUUCGUCAACGAAAGGGCUCGCAACGACAUUGUCUUGCUUUCUCGAGGCAUAAUGAGAUUGGAUGCCCGUGCCCGUCAAGAUGUUGCCAUUCUUGGCUCAGAGUUUCUUAAGCUCAAUGCUCGGGCAAGAGAGGAUACUGAAAAGAUUGACCGGAAUAUGAAGAAGAAAGCUGAGCGCCUUCAUCAUAUUGCGACUAUCCUGAAGAACAAGGCCCAGUCCAAACUGAAAACUGCUGCGGAUCAGCAUUGGAGUGAUGGAGCCUUGGAGGCUGAUUUGCGCCUCGCUGAUUUCCGUGCCAAACAACGAGCUAUGGAAGAUGCUUUAAUGGCCUUGGAGUUUGUUAAGAACAUCCAUGAUAUGAUGGCGAGCAAAAUGUACAGAUUCCCUUUGCGUACGGAAGAGGAUUCUCCUUCACGCAGUGACUUGAUGGGACGUAUAAUGCUGGAAAAGAAUGGGAAAGCUCUCGAGUUCUUUCCAGGGGAAGUAUCAACUGACCGAAUAACUGCUAUCCAGGAAGCUUACUGGAGCAUGGCAUCUGCACUCUCGGAGGCUGAUGGAAUUGAUUAUACUGAUCCUGAGGAGCUUGAAUUGCUUAUAACAACUCUCAUCGAUCUCGAUGCAAUGGAUGGUAAGAGCAGUGUAUCCCUGUUGGCAGAAUGCUCAAGUUCCCCUGAUGUUAAUACUAGAAAAGCAUUGGCCAACGCACUCGCCACAGCUCCAUCAAUGUGGACUCUCGGGAAUGCGGGAAUGGGAGCUCUUCAGGAAGGGGAAAAAAAAUGCAUUCGUCUUUGGCUUUCUUCUACAGAGAUUGGCAGAGGACAGCAACCCAGCGAUUGCUGCUGCCGCGUCAAAGGCUAUCAACGAGUUAAAGAAUCAGUGGGAAAUCAAGGAAGGUGAUAGCUGGAGAUUCAUGGUGGAUCAAGAGACGAGGGACGAUGCGGACAGCAAUGGAGUGGAAGGAAAUGCAGAUAUAUAGAACCAGAUGAGAGACCCAGCAACCACACUGUAGAUAUCUAUUUCAAUAUUUGUUCAAGCUCUAACUGAUGUUUAGGAAGGGUGAACAGGCCAGGCCAGCGCCGCAUUACUCGCAAUGAAUGAUAUGGAGGAUGGAGAAGAGGGGAAAAUGUUGCAAUGCUAAUGUUAUGUUGCUGGGAGCUCAAUGCCAAGGGAAGUCCCUCCCGAUAUGCAAAGCAAUGUAUAUAGUUAAGUUAGUUAUCAUCUCCAUCUCCUACUGUGCUUAGGCGAAAGCGCAACGGUUAUAAAUGUGGAUGCAAUUAUUUAUAGUCA
This is a messenger RNA of Punica granatum (pomegranate), 2024 nucleotides long. The record is from RefSeq and is a predicted model, not a curated record. NCBI's taxonomy places the organism in Eukaryota, Viridiplantae, Streptophyta, Magnoliopsida, Myrtales, Lythraceae.